Molecule: messenger RNA, 4175 nt
Organism: Gavialis gangeticus (Gharial)
Lineage: Eukaryota; Metazoa; Chordata; Crocodylia; Gavialidae
Gene: SIDT2
Product: SID1 transmembrane family member 2
Exons: 28
Coding region: 252-2828 (858 amino acids)
Cellular component (GO): membrane
Source: RefSeq, a predicted model, not a curated record
CUGCCAUCCGGGCCCAGGAGCUGAGCCCCGGGGGCGCCCGUGACCCAGGCCCCGGGAGCUGAGCCCCAGGGCGGCGGCCUGGCCCGGCCUGCGCCAGCCUGAGUCAGAGGCGUGCCCUCCCGCCGGCGCAGCCGGAAAUGGUCCAGAUUGCUCAAUGUGGCCAGGUCUAAAGGCUGCUGCCCCGGUGAUGCUGGAAGCUGCCUGCGCCCAGUGCCAGCGCCAGCCCCGGGAGAAGCGCAGGGGACCCGGCCAUGCUGGCCCUGCGCCUGCCCCUCGUCCUGCUGCUGCUGGCGCCGGCACUGCCCGAGCCCCCGCCUGCCAAGACUGUCUCCCAGAAGGAGGCCGAGUUUGACAAGGUCUACUCGGACUGGGUGAACAGCGAGCUGGUGAACAUCUACACCUUCAACCACACCGUGCUGAGGAACAGGACCGAGGGCAUCCGGGUAUCGGUGAACGUGCUGUCCAAGCUGAAGGACACACCCGUGCUCUUCGUGGUGAGGCAGAAGGAGGCAGUGGUGUCGUUCCAGGUGCCGCUGAUCCUGCGGGGCCUCUACCAGAGGAAGUACAUGUACCAGGACGUGAGCCGCACGCUGUGCCAGCCCCAGGCCAAGACCGAGUUGGAGACGCAGUUCUUCUACGUGGACGUGUCCACGCUGUCCGUGAGGAACGCGUCCUACCAGCUACGGGCCACCCGCGUGGAGAACUUCGUGCUCAGGACGGACGAACGGUUCAGCUUCAACGCCACGGCCGCCCAGCCACAGUACUUCAAGUAUGUGUUCCCAAAGGGGGUGGACUCAGUGAUUGUGAAGGUAACCUCAGCCAUGGCCUUCCCCUGCUCCGUCAUCUCCAUCCAGGACAUCCUGUGCCCCGUCUACGACCUGGACAACAACGUGGCCUUCAUCGGGAUGUACCAGACCAUGACCAAGAAGGCGGCCAUCACUGUGCAGAGGAAGGAUUUCCCCAGCAACAGUUUCUACGUGGUGGUGGUGGUGAAGACGGAGGACGAGGCCUGUGGCGGGGCUCUGCCUUACUACCCCUUCUCCAAAGACGAACCCGUAGAUCAAGGCAACCGGCAGAAGGCGCUGGAGGUGGUGGUGUCACCUGCUAUUACCUCGGAGGCCUACAUUAGUGGCAUGCUCUUCUGCCUGGGCAUCUUCCUCUCCUUCUACGUGCUGACGCUGCUCAUCGCCUGCUGGAAGAGCUGCAGACAGCAGCAGAAGAAAGGGCUCCUGGCUGCCCUGGGCUCGCCCAGCACCGACACCGCAUCUUUACUGGGCCAUGCCCGUGCCACCCCCGACUCUCUCCUUGGGCGUCCCUAUGAUGGCUACGGCUACGGCUACGGCUCCUUCGAGAACGGCUCCACCCUGAGCACCGAGGGCGUCACGGACAGCAUGGGCUCCACGGAGGUCUCCUACGCGUACGCAGGGCAGGACCCGUUCAAGCGACGCGUCUCCUCCAGCCAGACGAGGCACUUGGCCAUUGCGAUGGAGCGGUUGCUGGACAAUGUGGCCAGCCGGCCCCGCCUGGACUCGCUCAGCUCCGUGGAGGAGGACGACUACGACACGCUGGCCGACAUUGACUCCGACAAGAACGUCAUCCGCACCAAGAAAUACCUGUCCGUGGCAGACCUGGCCCGAAAGGACAAGCGCGUUCUGCGGAAGAAGUACCAGAUCUACUUCUGGAACAUCGCCACCAUCGCCGUGUUCUACGCCCUCCCGGUCAUUCAGCUGGUCAUCACCUACCAGACGGUGGUGAACGUUACGGGCAAUCAGGACAUUUGCUACUACAACUUCCUCUGUGCCCACCCACUGGGCAACCUCAGCGCCUUCAACAACAUCCUGAGCAACCUGGGCUACAUCCUGCUGGGCCUGCUCUUCCUGCUCAUUAUCCUGCAGCGGGAGAUCCACUACAACCGGGCGCUGAUGCGCAGCGACACUAAUGCCCUGGAGUGUGGCAUCCCGAAGCACUUUGGGCUCUUCUAUGCCAUGGGCACGGCGCUGAUGAUGGAGGGGCUGCUCAGCGCCUGCUACCACGUCUGCCCCAACUACACUAACUUCCAGUUCGACACCUCCUUCAUGUACAUGAUUGCGGGGCUCUGCAUGCUGAAGCUGUACCAGAAGCGCCACCCUGACAUCAAUGCCAGCGCCUACAGUGCCUACGCCUGCCUGGCCAUCGUCAUCUUCUUCUCCGUCGUUGGGGGGGUCUUUGGCAGAGGGAACAUGGUGUUCUGGAUCGUCUUCUCUGUCAUCCACAUCUUUGCCACCCUGCUGCUGAGCACGCAGCUCUACUACAUGGGCCGCUGGAAGCUGGACUCGGGGAUCCCACGCAGGAUCGUGCACGUGUUGUACACGGAUUGCAUCCGGCAGUGCAGUGGGCCCAUGUACGUGGAUCGGAUGGUGCUGCUGGUCAUGGGCAAUAUCAUCAACUGGUCCCUCGCUGCCUACGGCCUCAUCAUCCACCCCAACGACUUUGCCUCCUACCUGCUGGCCAUCGGCAUCUGCAACCUGCUGCUCUACUUCGCCUUCUACAUCAUCAUGAAGCUCCGGAGCGGGGAACGCAUCAAGCUCAUCCCGCUGCUCUGCAUCGUCUGCACCUCCGUGGUCUGGGGCUUUGCCCUCUUCUUCUUCUUCCAGGGUCUCAGCACCUGGCAGCAGACCCCAGCUGAGUCGCGGGAGCACAACAGGGACUGCAUCCUGCUGGACUUCUUCGACGACCACGACAUCUGGCACUUCCUCUCCUCCAUCGCCAUGUUCGGCUCCUUCCUGGUGUUGCUGACCCUGGAUGAUGACCUCGACUGCGUCCAGCGUGACAAAAUCUACGUCUUCUAGGCUCCUGGCCGCAGGCCCUGGCACAUCCAGCACCUCCCGGGCAGGGCUCCCACCACAGCUGCAGUUGGCGGGGAGGCUGCAGCGGCGCCCUUGGCUCAGGGACUCUCUUCGGGGCGGCUCCGUGCUGCCCAUCCCUGCUGUGUUGGAGAGCGCUCCCCUCGAUCCUGCCCACAGCCUGGGCCAGCCCCGGGUGCAGCGGCGGGUGCAGGUGGGGCUGGGGCCAGAGGGGCUCUGCAGAGGCACCUGCCCCUUGCCCCUGGGGGUGGGUCGCACUGGAGCCGUGGGGCCCGUGGCAUCACCCAGGAGGUGACCGGUUCUUGGCGCAGCAGCUGGCAGGCUCCAGCCGCACAGCCGGGCUCCGCAGCAGAAGCGGGAGCAGCAUCUGCCAGUCUGCAGCGAUGCCCUGGACUUGUCUGCACAGGAGGGAAACCCGCUGUGUCCUCUGCGGCUCCCCCUCCCCAAACUCGGGGUGCAGCCCCACCUCUGCACAUGCGGGUCCUGCCUGCCGGCCCCCGUGCCCAGGCAGAGCUGAGCGGAUGGCCUCAGGUCAGGCCGACAAGCCACAGAGACAGCACAAGGCCAGGCAUGGCCCCCUCCCUCGUCUCCAUUCACGGCACUCCACGGGCAGCGUCUGGCCCGACCCUGGUCUUCGCUCCCUGCCUCGUGGCUCUGGGGCUGGGCUGUCCGUGCUCCCGGACACGCGACUUGCCAAGGUGCUGCUGUCGUCCCCGCGGCAGCGUGGCCUCUCCCGAUGGACACGUGCCACUCCGGGGCAGCCAGCCCAUGUGCCAACAACAUUCCUUUACCCCCUGCCCCCAGGUGCUGCCACAGCCCCUGUCCGGUUGAAGAAACACAUGGUGCAUGACUUUCAGUGCCUAUCUCUGGGGUGGGUGUCCCGUCCUGUCUCCCCUGCCGCCCAGGACUGCAUGGCGCCUUUGGCUCCUACUAAUACGCGUGGGGUGAGGUGGGCGUCCGUACCUCUGCCCCUGCUGCCCCCCACCCACCCCAGGCGGGGGGCGUUUACAUGGCAGGAUCCGACCCGGUGCCUCGCUGCAGAGGGGGUUUUGUUGCAAGCUUCAAAUUCAAAUCCGAUCCAGGGCUCCUCAUGCCCGGCUCGGCGGUGCUGCCCGGGGGGGAGUCACGGCGAAGCCCCCUCCUCCAUGCUGCCAGGGAGGUGCAGAUGGGCACCUGGGGCCUCCCGACCCCAGACUGCACAGGCCAAGGCGUGCAGGGGCUCAGGACUUGUGCUCCCCGUGCCACCAUCCCCGGACAACGCUGCCGUGGGUUUUCUGUGGACAGUUUGCUAGUGGAGGACAAGCAUUAAACGCUGUGUUGAUCUGCACUUUA